This is a messenger RNA of Zerene cesonia (dogface butterfly), 2299 nucleotides long. It is a transcript of the gene Ttd14, whose product is annotated as TRPL translocation defect protein 14. Bases 157 to 1767 code for a protein of 536 amino acids. The transcript has 10 exons. NCBI's taxonomy places the organism in Eukaryota, Metazoa, Arthropoda, Insecta, Lepidoptera, Pieridae. The record is from RefSeq and is a predicted model, not a curated record. Gene Ontology annotation, biological process: photoreceptor cell maintenance. Gene Ontology annotation, molecular function: phosphatidylinositol binding; GTP binding; phosphatidic acid binding.
AUUCGAUUUAUUCUUUCCUUCCUUGGCACGCCUAUCGGGCGAUGCAUUUAAAACUGUGAUGGCUCUUUUGCUUACAUAUGUAUAUUCGUCAAUUUUAUGAUAUUCAACCUCCGUUGUGUCCCGUUUAGUGUAAUUUAGUUUAAAUAAUUUAUUUAUAUGCGUACUACGAAAAUGGCGAAUCAAUCCCAGAAAAUUGUAUACAAGCUGGUACUGACCGGAGGGCCUUGCGGCGGAAAAACCACUGGACAGUCCCGACUCAGUACUUUCUUCGAAAACUUGGGAUGGAAGGUGUUCCGGGUGCCGGAAACGGCUACCGUCCUCUUAAGUGGUGGUGUGAAGUUUGUAGAUCUCAGCCCCGAGGAAGCAGAAUCACGGCUUAAUAUAGCUGGCGGUAAAUGCCGUCAGGAUUGCAAAAGAUGCGCCGCAGCUGGAUUAGCUCUGGCGAACCAAAGUGACUGCGCUAAUAAGUUCCAGGAGAAUUUGUUGAAGACAAUGAUUCAGAUCGAGAACACUUUCUUCGAGUUAGGCAGGACGUGUCAAAGGAACUGCCUGAUCAUAUGCGACCGAGGAGCCAUGGACGCUAGUGCAUUUAUUUCCAAAGAGAAGUGGGAGGCUAUGUUGAACGCGAAUAAUUGGAACUCUGUGGAGCUGCGAGACAACAGAUAUAACCAUAUCGUGCAUAUGGUAUCUGCUGCGAAUGGCGCUGAAGACUUUUAUUCAACUGAGGACCAUGCGUGUCGUUCUGAAGGUGUAGAGCUGGCGAGGGAGCUAGAUUACAACGCGGCAGCCGCGUGGGUGGGACACCCAUACUUCGACGUGAUCGACAAUUCAACGGAUUUUGACAAGAAGAUGAACCGCCUGAUCGCCUGCGUCUGCCAAAGGAUCGGCAUCGAGACCGGCGACCGGCUCAACGUCAACGCGAAGAAACGCAAGUUCCUCGUCAAAACGCCACUCCCGAGCGACGCCGAGUUCCCACCGUUCCAAGACUUCGACGUGGAACACAACUACCUGCAGAGCGACGUCCGCAAAGCGCAAGUCAGGUUGCGGAAACGUGGACAGAAGGGCCACUGGUCGUAUAUACACACGGUGAGGAAGUUCCAUCCGAAUGGCCAGUCCGUGGAAGUCAGGACCCAGUUGACGCACAGAGACUACCUGAACAUGCUCCCGCAACGGGACGACGCGCAUUUCACGAUAUUCAAAAAGCGACGCUGCUUCAUCUACAACAAUCAGUACUACCAGUUGGAUAUAUACAGACAACCGACGCAUCCAAGAUGUCGUGGUAUGGUUCUGCUUGAGACCUAUAGUGCGGCGUACGAUCAAGACGCUCUAUUGGCAUCGUUGCCCAAGUUCCUAUUGAUUGAGAAAGAAGUGACCGGCGAUCCAGCAUAUUCCAUGUACAAUUUAUCGCUAAAAGAAGAUUGGAAAACCUCAAAAAGGUACUACGCCGGGUCUGGUGUUUACGGACAACCUAAAUGCCUAAAUGGACACAAAGGUGAGAAAAUUAAUGGGCACGCGGAUAAAAUCAUCCAUAACGGUGAUAAAGUUAUGGGACACAUUAAAAUCAAUAGAUGCGACGAGAAAAUCAACGGACACUCGGGACAUAAACUAAAUGGACACGCUAAGAUGAACGGACACUAUAAAAUAAAUGGUCAUGCACCCUUAAAUAAUGGAUUGACCAAUGGUGUAGACGACUCAGAUAUAGAUCACCUCAAAAGCAAUGGAUUGCACACUUCACCAAAGAUGAAAAAAGUUGCUAUUAAAACAUAGACUAAAAUAUUUAUGCUUAGCCAUAAGAACUUUUUGUAAUAUUCCACUUUGUAAUGUUUCAAUGUACACAAAAUUAAAAGCAAAUUAAUAUAUGAUGUACUUAAAAAUGAUAUUAUAAUAAAAUAUGCAUGGCAAUAUUAUAUCGUAACUGUUAAUGCCAAAUGAAAUAACUAUUUUUGUAUUACUUCAUUAGAAUAUUUUUUCAUAUGAAUAAUGAAAUAAUGAAAUCGAGUAUCACUCAAUAUUAAAAAUGUUUAAAAAUUAUUUUUUGUGCCUUUUGAAGUAUUCAUAAUCGUCACAUGCAGAUACCCAUAACUGCUCGAAACAUAUUGUUAUUCUGACGAUGAGCAAACCAAUUAGCAACUAUAGAUGUCUCACAACUUAGAAAUAUUUCAUAUUCAGUCUCUAUAUUUGACACUCGCAAGUCUACGUAGUAUGUACUUAAUUGCAAUAUUAAAAAUUAAGCUCGCGUCACAGUAUAUCGUAAUAAGUAGAUGAUUGUGUAGCGACUUAUGUUUUAGCUAUAAAUAAA